Messenger RNA from Nymphaea colorata (pocket water lily), 986 nucleotides. RefSeq names its product chlorophyll a-b binding protein CP24 10B, chloroplastic. The record is from RefSeq and is a predicted model, not a curated record. The coding region runs from base 63 to 842 and encodes 259 amino acids. Gene Ontology annotation, cellular component: membrane. Gene Ontology annotation, biological process: photosynthesis, light harvesting in photosystem I; response to light stimulus. The transcript has 2 exons. Lineage: Eukaryota; Viridiplantae; Streptophyta; Magnoliopsida; Nymphaeales; Nymphaeaceae.
GGCGAUAGUUGCGAUUUAGCGUCCAAGAGCGAGAGAGGGAGGAGCGAAGAAAAGAAGGGCCGAUGGCGGUAGCUGCGACAUCCGCGAUUGCGUCUCCACUGAGGUCCUCCUUGCUGCCUGGAAGCAAGCUCAAGCAACAGCUGGGGACACCAGCGUCUCAUCUUAGCACCUACCAUGCGGGAGUUCGCAGGCAGCUGGUGGUAGUGUCAGCUGCUGGCGCCGCCAAGAAGUCGUGGAUACCUGCUGUCAGAGGUGGGGGGAACUUCAUCGACCCAGAAUGGCUCGAUGGCUCACUUCCAGGUGACUACGGCUUUGACCCACUCGGGCUGGGAAAGGACCCCGCAUUCCUCAAAUGGUACAGAGAGGCGGAGCUGAUACACGGCCGAUGGGCGAUGGCUGCAGUAGUGGGCAUAUUCGUUGGCCAGGCGUGGAGUGGCGUCCCCUGGUUUGAAGCCGGCGCCGACCCCGGUGCCAUUGCUCCCUUCUCCUUCGGCUCCCUCUUGGGGACUCAGCUGCUGCUCAUGGGUUGGGUUGAGAGCAAGAGGUGGGUAGACUUCUUCAACCCGGAUUCUCAGUCUGUGGAUUGGGCGACUCCUUGGUCGAGGACUGCGGAGAACUUCGCCAACGCCACCGGAGAACAGGGAUACCCUGGGGGCAAGUUUUUCGACCCCCUCGGUUUCGCCGGCACGAUCCAGAAUGGUCAGUACAUACCAGACGUCGAGAAGCUCGAGAGACUCAAGCUGGCGGAGAUCAAGCACGCCCGUAUUGCCAUGCUAGCCAUGCUCAUCUUCUACUUCGAGGCUGGCCAAGGCAAGACACCACUUGGAGCUCUCGGCCUAUGAGGAUCCCAAGUCCUGAGGCCAUCUCAUCCCUUGUCCACUGCGGAAGCCCGGCCCACCUAGCUACCUUCUGAUCCUUCCUUUCAUCUAUCCAUGUACCAAACAGACAUUCAUUUCAAUUGUGUAGAUGUACGUUUUCUCCCUUUA